Carya illinoinensis is the source of this 990-nucleotide messenger RNA. Its product is annotated as transcription factor ORG2-like. Lineage: Eukaryota; Viridiplantae; Streptophyta; Magnoliopsida; Fagales; Juglandaceae. Gene Ontology annotation, biological process: regulation of transcription by RNA polymerase II. The transcript is spliced from 3 exons. Gene Ontology annotation, molecular function: RNA polymerase II transcription regulatory region sequence-specific DNA binding; DNA-binding transcription factor activity, RNA polymerase II-specific; protein dimerization activity. Gene Ontology annotation, cellular component: RNA polymerase II transcription regulator complex. The record is from RefSeq and is a predicted model, not a curated record. The coding region runs from base 29 to 823 and encodes 264 amino acids.
ACAUGCAGCUCGCAACUAAUCCAUCAAUAUGUGCGCGCUAUCACCAGUACCUUGGCCGAUUUCAACCAUCGGAUUGGAGUCGGAGCAAUAUUCCAUAAACCAAGACCAGUACUGCCAGAGCUAUUAUGUCCACGAAGAACCCCAGACUUUCGAGUCUGCUUAUCAAUUCAUCCCUUCCUAUAGCUAUCAUACACAUGUUGGGCUUGACGAUCGUGUUCAUGUGACAGCACCAACGGCGCCUGUUGUUGGUGGUGGUGGGGACCCAAAAAUGGUUCAAAAGCUUAACCACAAUGCUAGCGAGCGUGAUCGUCGCAAGAAGAUGAAUGGUCUGUACUCGUCUCUACGUUCGCUGCUUCCAGAGGCUGAUCAAAUGAAGAAAUUAAGCAUUCCGACCACAGUUUCACGGAUGCUAAAAUACAUACCGGAGCUGGAACAACAAGUGGUGGGACUGAUUCAAAGGAAGGAAGAGCUUUUAUCAAGGAUUUCUAGGCAAGCAGAUCAAAAUACUCAUCAAGAAAACCAACCAAAAGGAAUUGCUGCUUGGAGCUCUUUGUCUACUGUUUCAGCAAGUCGGGUUAAUGAUAGAGAAGUUGUGAUUCAAAUACCAACAAGUGAAGACCAGAAGACUCCAUUAUCUGCGAUCCUUCUCGCUUUAGAGCAGGAUGGACUUCUACUACUUAAUGCGUCAUCCUUUGAGGCCCUAGGAGGGAGGGCCUUCUAUAACUUACAUCUUCAUGAGGUUGCAAGAAGUACUCAAAGUUUGGAGUGCGAGACUCUUUUAAGUGAGAAACAAGUAUCCCUGUACAACAAGAGAGAAGCUUAGCUUCACUGAAAUCCUUUAAGCAUCAAAGUUCCAAUGCGAUUAGGCGUAUUAGGUGAUCUCUAUAUAUCAAUUUUAACUAGACAAUUGAUGUACAGAAGCAAGUAGAUCAAUGUGCACCUGUCCAUUAACCCUGGAACAAUGUAUAAAAGAAAUUUCCAUGACCUGGU